Molecule: messenger RNA, 7004 nt
Organism: Acanthaster planci (crown-of-thorns starfish)
Lineage: Eukaryota; Metazoa; Echinodermata; Asteroidea; Valvatida; Acanthasteridae
Biological process (GO): cell-cell adhesion
Cellular component (GO): cell-cell junction; plasma membrane
Molecular function (GO): cell adhesion molecule binding
Source: RefSeq, a predicted model, not a curated record
AUAUUGCAAAGCAUUUUAUGACAAAAGUUCCCCCAGUUGCAUCGUCUAUGGCACUCUACGAUUCUACGGGGACCAAGCUUGGACCGACUAAAGAUGUCACCCAUGGCAUCCCGCGUACCUAUUCGUGUGAAGUAUUGGACACAAGACCGGCUCCCACCAUCGAGUGGUACCUCAAUAACACCUUACGGCACACCCAGAACCCAGACUCCGAAGCUGCAGACGGAUUGGUCAACACAACGGGAACUUGGACAUUUGCUUCCAAUUGGACCAAUCACAAAGAGGUUGUCAGGUGUCUUGCGAGAACUGCAGAAUCAAGCGAGCCAUAUCCCUCAGUUAUGGUUAUCCUUUCUGUCUUUGCAUAUCCCACAAAAAUCACCCUAUCUGAUCCGUCGGGCAGUUUCCCUCCAGUUGGAGGUAAAGCAUUCCUAGUGGAAGGAUGGGCGCACCAGUUUACUUGUGUCGUGCCAGACAUCGAUCCAGGGGCUUCCUUCACGUGGACCAUCGGCGGUAGGCACAUCACAGCAAACACCAACAAUCACGUCACUGGUACCCAUGGUUUGACCACUAGCACGAGUGUUGCUACCGUGGUACCAACGGAAGGUGAUCACGGACUGAUACUGCAAUGCAAGGCCUCCAACACGGACGGUCACCCUGGCAUUGCUACCAACGUAACGCUAGAUGUUACGGUGCCACCGAAGGUAUCAGCCAUGUCACUGCGGGAUUCAAGUGGAACCAUCUUAGGAGCAACUGCCGAGGUAUACCAAGGGAUACCAUCAAUCUUCGUUUGCCAGAUGUUGAUAAGACAAACAGCCGUGACGAUUGAAUGGUACCUAGAUGACGUGCUACAACGAACCAUCGUGCAACCACUUGCAGCGGGCGAUGGAUUCAUGAACACCUCGGGCAACUGGUCCUUCACGCCGAAUAGAACCAACGAAGGUCAAGAGGUCAAGUGUGUGGCGCGUACAGAAGAGUUGCGAGAGCCGUACCCCUCGAUCAUGGCUGUGAUACACGUCAAAGUUCUUCCUACAAUCAUCAUUUUAUCGGAUGUAACUGGGAACUACCCCAUCACUGGUGGAAUAGCAUAUCUCGUGGUAGGAGUUGAUCGCGAGUUCAGGUGCAUGAUGCCUGGAAUAGACCCAGGGGCCUCAUUCAUUUGGAUGGUGGGAAGUCAGGUGAUCGGUCCAGAUUACAACACAAAUGUUACCGAUGCCAAUGGGUUGUUUAACAGUACAAGCUUCAUAACCAUAUCGGCGACAGGGUAUGACCACGGUGAAUUGCUGAAAUGUACAGCCUGGAAUGUGCUCAACCAACCUAGCAUCAGUGUCAGCGUGUUGUUGGAUGUCAAAGUCCCACCAAAGGUGUCCUCCAUGACCAUGUAUGACUCAAGUGGAGCAAGAAUACAUACCAUCACCAAAGUGAAACGCAUCACCCCGCAAACAUUCACAUGCGAGGUACAGGGUACAAGACCAGCCGCAACCAUCGAGUGGUUUCUUGACGGCGAGUCGCAGCGCACUGCUAGUGCUCCCUCUGGAGGAGGUGAUGGAUUAGUCAACACGACCGACACGUGGUCAUUCACUCUAGGAAGGGUCAAUCACAGUCAGCAGGUGAAGUGUGUGGCAAGUACGGCAGAGUCACGACGACCGUUUCCCUUUGUAGCCGUGACCCUAGAUGUCCUGGUUCCUCCGGAAACUAUCCUCCUGUUCGACUCGACAACAAACGACACAUCCUCUAGUGGCGUUUCUUACGUGGUGGCUGGUGUUGGCCACCAGUUUACCUGUGAAGUACCGCGCACCAAUCCAGGGGCUUCAUUCCUCUGGACGCUGGGCGGGCAGGAGGUCACACCGGAUCGAAACAUUCAUAUUGCCGGUGAAGAUGGACUGACCACCAGUACAAGUAUUACUACUGUUACCACCACUGGAAGCAACCACGGUGACACGCUGCAGUGCCGUGCUUCGAACGAAGAUGGCGAUCCAGGAAUUGCAGUUAGCGUAACUCUAGACGUCAGAGUUCCUCCUGUAGCAUCGCGCAUGUCACUCUUCGAUUCCGCCGGAAACCGGCUCCAGUCUACCGUUAAAGUCGACGAGGGCACAGCGCAAAAUUUGACCUGCAGGGUGGAGGGCACCAGACCAGCGGCAACUAUCUAUUGGUUCGUGGGAGAUGACCCUCGAGGUUUUGUUAGUUCAAAAUCCACAGCAGGUGACGAUUUGGUGAAUACCUCAGCUACUUUCACGUUCAUCCCUAGCCGGGCUGACCACGGCCAGCAGUUGAAGUGUGUAGCCAACACAUCCGAUUCACAGCAGCCGUUCCCCUCAGUGGCUAUCACGCUUGACAUCAACGCACCUCCAACUGGUCUUACCAUGCUGGACUCGGCCGGCAGCUACCCCUCAUCUGGCGGUGUAGCAUACCUUGUAGAAGGACAGCCUCAUGAGUUCACAUGCAGUGCUCGUGACAUUGACGCGGAUGCAUCGUUCACUUGGACGCUGGGUAGCCAGGGAAUUGCGGGCACCGGCAGCAGCGCUGCCGAGAGCUCAUCCAAUAGUUGGAGCAACCGAACAAGCACCGUAACGGUGCUGCCUACAGAGAGCCAGCACGGAUGGUUAUUGCAGUGUGAGGUGUUCAGUGAAGACGGUCCAGUGGAUAUUAGUACCAGUGUUAUGCUCUUCGUUAAAGUACCACCCAAAGUUUCGUCCAUGAUAUUAUCUGAUGCUGCUGGUACCAGACUGUACGGUGAUGUAGAACUGGACGAGGGUACACCGACGAUGUUUUGGUGUGACGUUCAGGGUACCAGACCAGCACCAGUUAUUGAAUGGUUUCUAAACGAUGUCUUGCAAAGUACCAAAAGUCCAUCUUCAGGAGGAGGAAACAGAUUGGUGAAUACAACUGAUUCGUGGACGCUAACACCGAGCAGAUUCAAUCACAGACAAGAAUUGAAGUGUUUAGCCAGUACGGCAGAUUCAAACCAGCCAUUGCCGUUUGUGACAGUUACGCUUAUUGUGAAUGGUCCACCAGACUCGCCAAUAAUCAUAGGCAGCCCUUCAAUGACUGAGAAUAUUUCAACCUUACUGGAGUGCCAAGCGUCCAUGGGUUUCCCAUCCGACUGGUCGCUGCAUUGGUACAGUGGAGAUGAGCCGUUACCUUCCAACCAGACAGCCUCAGCGCCACAGGACAAUCGGUUUAUGUUCACUUCCUUCCUGAGGUUCACCCCAACGAGAGACAAUAAUGGUGAUACCAUUCGGUGUGUGGCGCGCAAGGAGUCUUGGACUGAUCCGCCAGAAACUUCCCUCGGCCCUCUAGACGUGCAGUUUUGUACACAGAUGAUACAUAUCACUGGUUGCCCACGACGGGUAAUGUCAGGCAGAAGUGUUUCCCUCAGCUGCGCGGCUGAGACUGCCAAUCCAUCGACCAACCUAACUUGGCUCAGAGACAACGUGCAGCACACGAGCCAUGCUCAGCCGGUAUUGACGGAUGGAGACUACGGAGGCCAAGUGACGACACUGGACUUCAUAACGGGCGUUCUGACAAAGAGAGACAGUGGAGCUUUAUUUAAGUGUUGUGCAACCAGUUCAAUCUGCAGUAAACUGUGUGGAUAUUGUUCAUUAAAUGUACAAUACCGUCCAUACUUCUCCGAGCCGAUCGCUACCCCACUUCGUCCGGUCGAUGAGGGCGAUGACGUCAUUCUGUCCUGCAGCGCAGAAGCCAAUCCCAUGCCUCCUGGCUUCAUCACUUGGGAGAAGGUUGGAUUUCCGGACUCCCUGUCGUCUGUAUACGCUCAUGGUACGAGCAUCCUGACGCUACGCAACAUCAGCAGGGACCAGGCUGGCCCAUACAGGUGUCGUGGAAAUAACGGCGUACCACCUGUGGUUUACUCAAGCCAGAUCAAUGUAGCUGUGCACUAUGAAGUAAGCUUCGUAAACAAGAAACCGGACAACUUUGUCGAAGCCAACGUAGGAGAGGAUGCCCUCCUGGUUUGCGUUGUCAAAGGAAACCCCCUCCCUAUCGUAAUAUGGUCCAGUCCACUAGGCGCAUUGAUAACCAAUCAGACAGAGCCAGGCAGGCUCUUUCAGGUUGAUUCACUAGUUGGUGGGGAUUAUGCCUGUGGUUACACAGUAAAGAGCAUCUUACACUUCAGCAGAGUGACUGGUGAAGGAGACUACGGCUAUUACUCCUGCAGCAGUGGGAGUGGAAUAGGCAUGGUCGGCACAUUAAGAAUUCAACUGAAAAGAAAAGUUCAAGAAACAACCACAUUCCCAAGUGAUCAUUUCAGUGAGAUGGGCUUAACGACCACAACUCAAGGUGGAAUUCAAGUUACUACAUUCACCACCAGAGGUCAUCCAACCUCAACAUUAACAUUAAUUGCCGGGCCAACCACUGUUGUACCAGCUGUAGAUGGUUCAACUUCAGCGUCACCAUUUGAAGUUUCUUCAACUACGACAGCACCAGUUAAGCCAUUGCCUCCUCAACACGUGACCAUUGAUGGGAGGUCACAUGACUCCAUUACAAUUACAUGGAUCCCUGGGAACGACGAGAGAAGCGCUCAGUGGUUUUACGUCAAUUACCGCGAGGUACUUACGACAACUGACUUCAACCCUAGCACUCGAAGUAAAAGACUCGGUCAUGACGUCACCGAAUACACUCUGGUCGAUUUGCGUGCCUACACCGUCUACGAGAUCGAGGUUAAUGCAGAGAACGACGUUGGCUCCAGUGAAGCCGCUAAACUGAUUGUUGCCACUUUACGAAAACCGACUGAUCACCCACAGUACGAGUCGAUUGGCGAGAAACCUACUAAAACUCCUGCUAAACCAGCUCUACCUUACAAAGCUGACGGUGUUCAGUCGAAAGACAACUUGGGCCUUGUUGCCGCUGUUGUGGUGCUGGUAGUAUUUUUGCUGAUCGUCAGUAUGGUAUUGGCCGUUGUUGUCUACCGUAAAUACAGGACGGCGAACACUGACCUGAGUGUUCGAAAGCCAAUGCUAAAAAAGUACAAACCGAAUAAAGGAAAAUCGGAUGAAACCAGCGUCACAGCAGUGGAGUUGAACGAUUUGGGUAAGAUAUUUUUACAACAUUCAAAUUAUUUUGUAAUCAGCCACCCAGAUAUUUGCAGCAAUAUGAAAAGAUUCAGUUAAAUGUUGACAUAUGCCCCAGGAAUUCUGGCAUUUUACAUUCACACGGUACCUGGGAGCUAGCUGUUCUGUGGAUAUGACAAAUGAUAUAUUACAUCCCAGCUGUUGACAUUUGAAUCUUCGAAAUCUGCGCUUAUGAUCCACAUGUCCAACAAAACACGAUAUACAUGUAAUGUUACACGCUACUUGUUAGAGUUUUGUUCCGGAUUUCUUUUAUCCUUUACAACACCAACUGCAAAGGGGUAGCGUCACCUUCAAAUAAGCCCCGAUGGGGGGGGGGGGCUUAAAAUACCGUCUCUCUUUCUGGUGCGGGGCUUUAAUUUAAUCAAAGUUCAAAACCACCCAAGUAGACAGACACCUGUGACACGUUUCUAAUGAUGUUGCACUGUUAAGACUCCUGUUUCUUUUCUUUCCAGAUCCGGAAGAGGUCGUUACCGGUACCUCGUUUGCUUGAGGAACUGAUCGACAACGGCUUAUAAACUUAAGUCAAAGUUUCACCCUAAACGAGCCGGGGGAUGGAAUCUGCCCCCACCUCAGCGGCUGUGAGAUGGGCCAAAAUAACCUGGCUCUUUUAGGGUCAAAUCGAGUGAUGGCAUCAUUUUUUGUUCUAUGCCACUUAUUUUCUGUUAAUUUUCAUAACUAAUCACUUUACUUCUACGCGUGCUCCUUGAAGAUUUUUGUUUACUUAAACGAUGUAACUAUUAAGUACGGCUCAAUUGUACAAUACAAUUUCUGCAAUGCAUCUAGCCAUUUGAAUAAGCUGCUGUCUGAUUUCACGCCCACGCAGUUUGAUAGAAUCAAAUCUGCCAUGACACAAACCAAUCAAUGUUGAGUUAUUUAAUAUGUGAAAUGCCCCAGAUGAGAACAUGCAGCCGCAAAAUUCAGAUGCAGAACAAAUGUCUUAACCACAGAGAUAUGCCAACCUAGCCGCAAAAGCCUAUAAACACAAUUAUAUUAUCGGCUUGAUUACUGAAACAAAGCAAAUUUGAUCCGUAGGUUCAUGCCACGCAAGCUUUUUAUUGAAUGAUUACAUGUCUAUAUAUUUUAGAGGCACAUAGUAUGCGAGUACACGGAGCAGCUAUACCAAAUCUGAAUAUAAUUCCUAGAUUUUUUACAUCAUAAAUGAUUACUAAAAUAAGAGAUAAACAUAUUACUUGCAAAGUUUAAAAUUGCCAGGUUGAACACAAAAAACUCUGUAACUAAUAGAAACGAUAACCUACGGGAUAAGAAAAAUAUUCUACGAGGUUCAGUGGUACUAGCCCUACUCGACUGCUCUGUCCAAACUGGACUUCGUAACGACUAGGAAAAAUAUAAAUACAGUUUGCUGCUAUUGUGCAGCCGACUGUUUUCCCCCUCAUGCCAAAAAUUAAAAGGUCUUUACCUCUGUUUAAGCCGAAAUAUUUCAGAUCCACUUAAAAGUUUAUUCACCCCUUUCCAUGUUUACUGAUUCUACGGUAAGCUGAUGGCUACUACCCAUUUAGCUGUGCAACUCGUGUAAUUAAACGUACUUAUGGUUAAUACCCUGACGUAAUGCCACUCGUUAAAGGUACAUGCAAUUCUUCUCAGCCUUACAUAUGAGGCCAAGUAAACAUUAUCUGUAUAGUUGGAAUUUCAGGCUAUUCAUAGUUAAGGACAGCAACAGGAGGAAAGGCUUGUCGUAGCACCGUGCGAAGGAAUACAUCUCCCUCAUGAGUAUGUGUGGUUAAGAAAAGAACCGGGAGUAUACUGAACGUUUCGGACUGCGUGCUCAGUCCGUCGUCAGGAGACUGAAGAGAUAAUCUGUAUAAUUUUUCAUAUAACAAAUAUAUGUUUCGGAGGGCUUAGUUUUAGAGCAAAUACGAAAGACACUUCGUACAGGUGUGAUCGAUUAAAAAUUCAGUGCCA